CUGGUCAUCUCAAAGCCCAGCCUUACGGUGACGAUUUUGUUAUCACUAAAAAAGAAUGCGUUGGACACGUGCAAAAAAGAAUGGGGACCCGUUUGCGUGAGUUAGUAAAGAAAACAACUGAGGAAAAAAUAGUAAAAGGUAAAAAAACACAAAAAAAAAUUCUUUCUGGCAAAGGUAAACUGACCAGUAAACUAAUAGACAAAUUAACUGUGUACUAUGGUUUGGCGAUAAGGAGAAACUGUGAAUCAGUAGAAAAAAUGAAAGAGGCUAUAUGGGCUACCUAUUAUCACUAUAGCUCUACAGAUACAAAACCUCAGCACGAUAACUGCCCAAAAGGUCCAGACUCUUGGUGCGCUUGGCAACGAGCAUCAGCUACAAAUACUCUUUCAUCAUUUAAACAUGAGUAUACUCCAUUACCAGAUGAAGUUUUGAUUGCUAUGAAACCAAUAUAUGAUGAUCUCAGUAAGGAUGAGCUUCUUGAACGGUGUGUUGGUGGUUUCACACAAAAUAACAACGAGAGCUUCAACCAGUUGAUCUGGAAAAUUACUCCAAAAAUACUUCCUGCUGGUUCAAAGAUUGUUAAUAUUGCGGCAUUGGUCGCUGCUUGUAUCUUCAAUGAAGGAACAUCAGCUUUAUUAUUGAUUAUGCACGGUAUGGAUUUAAAAUUAGGCCGAAACUCCCAUGAAUAUGCCCGAAUUUUGGAUGAAAACCGUGUAUGCGCAGCCGAAAAAAAAUCUGCGAGCGAGACUCGCGAAGCCAGAAUCCGUCAUCGACAGGAGCAAAAGGAUGCCCUGGACAUUGCAACUGCUGCAGGAUCUUUACUUUAUGGCCCAGGAAUCGACGAUUCACUAUGAUUUUGUCAGGAGUUAUGCUGACAACGCAGACGCACCUUUUUUCCGAGGGGUCACCGGAAAUGACGUCACAAUGGAGGAGUUUUAAUUUUUUUUUUUUUGAAAAUUUUAGAAAUUAUUCUUUAAAUAUGUAUCUAUAAGACAGAAA
Molecule: messenger RNA, 999 nt
Organism: Cotesia glomerata
Lineage: Eukaryota; Metazoa; Arthropoda; Insecta; Hymenoptera; Braconidae
Exons: 2
Coding region: 81-854 (257 amino acids)
Source: RefSeq, a predicted model, not a curated record